Molecule: messenger RNA, 1353 nt
Organism: Trichoderma atroviride IMI 206040
Lineage: Eukaryota; Fungi; Ascomycota; Sordariomycetes; Hypocreales; Hypocreaceae
Source: RefSeq, a predicted model, not a curated record
AUGGAACGCUCACUAGCCAGCGUCUGGGGUUUCUUUCAUCCCCAGACGCUCCUCUCGCUUCUAGAAUCGCCAUUUGCCUCACUGUCUGCUUCGUCAUAUGCCAGCAAAAUGGCCAACCCUGACACGGGAGUCUUUGGUGCUCUCGGCGCUGUUCUCGGAUAUGUCGGUGCUGAGGCAGCUACCGGCCAAAUCUUUGAGCGUCUGCUAUGGCCCCAACGCUCCUACGCAAACGUCACGCUGAAAUCGAUCCCUAUCCUGGCCAUUUUGAUGCCCAUGGGCGGACCGCUACACAUCAUCGCGCUCAAGACCUUGGAUAUCAUAUUCGCUCAUGGCUUAUUCAAGGGGGCACGAGUUGGCCACAUGCUUGGAACUUGUUUCUUUCCCGAUCAAGACUGGACUUACACCAGCUGGACGAGCAAUGGCCAAAAGAUCAAGACGGAGUCGGUGCGCAACUGUCUCUGGGUUCGCGCUCUGAGCUACGUUCCGAUUCCCAAGCUCGGCUGCGAUAUGCAACAGGCAACCGAUCAGGCUCCUGGAAAGGCCGCUGCCAGAUCGGACCAGGUCCGGGCCAAGGUGGCUGUCAGUCAUCUCACCUUGACCAGAGCCACAAAGCAAGACGUCGAGUCCAAGAUGCCGUUUGUUGAAGCAGACGUUGGAAGACCGGCGUUCCAAGUCUUUCUAGCAAUAUUCGUCACAGAAUUGUCAGCAAUACUCACAACCAUUGGCGUAGCUGUCCAUUUCAAAUCACCAUGGGCGCUAUGGUGGCUCGCUCCCCUGCUUCUACGCCUUGUCAGUGCCUUGCUUGCGAUAGACCGGAAACCUCUGGAGCCUCUGGAUCUCGCAUCUCCAAACGAAGACAUUUGCGAUUACGAGAUCCACUGUCCUCAGUCAGAAGGAAACUUUAUGCUUCUCACAGGCCCCAAGUCUGUCGUCCAACAGUUUUUCGUCCAUUACGGGCACCCAGUGCGCAACCGGUUUCGAGAAGCAGUACAGCUCGCAAUGGUGGUUCUCUUUGGUUUGCUUUUUCUCUUUGGUCUGUUCUUUUCCGUCAUUUGGAUGCCCAUUGCGGUCCAAAAAGUCUGGGUAUGCUAUCAUUUCUACUCUGGCUUUGCCAUGAUCGUUAUGCGGUACACUUCUUGCGACACAUCCACAGAAGCCAUGAUUGCAAAUCAGUUCAGAAAACAGGAAGAAAGCUUGUCCACUAUCGACGGUGAGAAGAACGAAACAGCGAUCCUCUUUGGACACACUCGAGACGGCAGCGAGACUAUUAAAGUCAGCUUUGUUCCAACUUAUCAUAACCGCUUCUUGGAGGGGCAAGCAUGCAUGGAUAAACUUUUGCGACGCAAAUCGUGA